Stylonychia lemnae is the source of this 1581-nucleotide messenger RNA. Lineage: Eukaryota; Ciliophora; Spirotrichea; Sporadotrichida; Oxytrichidae. The record is from the annotation of a GenBank genome assembly.
AUGCAAACCAGAAUGAAAUCUUAAGCCACUGAGGAGCGUAAAAAGCCCAAGCCAUCUCCUGUUGAGUCUUAGAUGGCAACAAGAAGCCAGUUGACAUAAGGUAAAGCGGGAAAUACUGGAAAAGGUGAUGGAGUACAUUAGGGUGCUGCAGAUAAGGAAGAAAUACUAGAGGAAAUCAAGAGAAUACAAGACAACAACAAUAAAAGCAACGAUUCUUCAGUCCUUUCCGAUAAGAUGAGUAUUAAUGAAUAUUAGGGAGCAGCGAUUUCAGAAAUUAAGCCAAAAAGGCAACCUCCGACGAUACAGUCUAUGAAUACCAAUGUAGUAGCUAAGCCUUAAGCGCUUCAGAUGAAAUCUUAGGCAAAUCCUAAAGGCAAACAAGCUCCAAAGACCUAAAAUAUUGCGUAAACAUCUCAAUAUGUUGGAUAAAAGAGACUCAGGGAAGAAAUAAGUGAUUUUCAAGAUUCUUCAUCUGAUAACGGACAGUAAGCUAAUGCAAAUGAAGCCCCGACUUAAUUAUAAUCAAAGAAAAGAACUAAGGUUGAACCUGAAAAGUUAGCACCUAAACAGCCUCAAAUUUAAAAGCCAGGAAAAAAAGGGAAAACCUUAACUAGAAAGAAUCUAGAAGUGCUUGAUGAAGAAAAUUAGAUUGAUUAUAUGUCUGAUGAUGCUGAAAAAGGCGAAUUCUAAUAUCAAAAGAAGAAUGAAACUUAACAAUCAUCAGCAAAUUUAGGUAAAUCCUCAAAAUCAUCGAAGAAAGCUUCAGAUCUCUACAAAUUUGAAGAGUUUAGAGGGCAAAGUUAAUAGCUUACUCUUUAAGAUCUAGAAAAUUAGUAGUAGAUUAUAGAAGGCGGUGAUAUUGAAGAUUAUUUUAAGUAGUUGCUCUAAACUCCUGGCUUUGAUAUGGGAGAUCCUUACACAUAACUUCUGUUAUAGACUUAGCUCCUUGGCAAUUAAAAUGUAGAGCCAAUUAGUUCUGCUGAGCUUCUUUAAAGUUCCAAGUAUUCUAAAAAUCUAAGCCACGUUACAAUCGCUUACUACAUAGAAAGCGAAUAAAAGAAAAGAAAACAGCAUGAUAAUAUGAUGCUCAUGCAGCAACUUCAAUAAUAGUUCGAAUCAUAGCGAGAAUAAGAUUAGAUGAUAAAUGAAAUCAAAGAUGAUGAGCAUCAUAUUGGCAAUCAUAAUCAAGGGCAUCAUUAGAAUCAAGUAGAGGAACUUGAAUAUAACUUAGAUUCCCCUGAGAGAAUCAUUUAAGAUGCAGAAAUGCAGUUAAGAUAGAUGACUCCUGAAUAAUAGAUAGCUUAUCUUACAGAUUCAUACAAUAACAGUGCUGUUAGUGAAAAAGCUAAAUAGACUCUCAAGUAGUUAUCACUUGCUAAGAUCUAAAAUAUAACUGAUUCAUAGAUGACUGAGAUUUAAACCAAACUUCAAAUGGAAAGAGAGCAAAAAUAAGAGAUAAUAAACCAAGUUUCCUCCUAGAGAAACAGUUUCUCCCCAGAUAAUAAUCACUCAUCCGCUUUGCUGAAUCCCAUGAGUAUAAUGGCUAAUAGAUUGUAGACAUCAGGUAAAUCAAAAUCUUGA